UCGAUCUCGUCGCGCGGUAAGGACUGACAUGCACGCUCUCGUUAUCAAGAGAGAAAUGGGGCGGCGCGCAUGGCGACCGUUGGUGGUGUUCUUGGCUCUGGUCGCCGCGUCGCGGCCGGCCGUGGCGGCGCCGCAGGUGCCGUGCUACUUCGUGUUCGGGGACUCGCUCGUCGACAACGGCAACAACAACGUCAUCGCGUCGAUGGCGCGGGCGGACUACCCGCCCUACGGGAUCGACUUCGCCGGUGGCCCCUCCGGACGGUUCAGCAACGGCCUCACCACCAUCGAUGUCAUCACUAGGCUUCUGGGCUUCGACAGCUUCAUCCCCCCGUUCGCCGGUGCAAGCAGCCAGCAGCUCCUCACCGGCGUCAACUUCGCCUCCGCCGCCGCCGGCAUCCGCGAAGAGACUGGCCAGCAGUUGGGUGGGCGUAUCACUUUCAGCGGUCAGAUACAGAACUACCAGUCGGCCGUGCAGGAGCUGAUCAGCAUCCUCGGCGACGAGGACUCCGCCGCGGCGCACCUGAGCAAGUGCAUCUUCUCCGUCGGCAUGGGCAGCAACGACUACCUCAACAACUACUUCAUGCCGGCCUUCUACAACACCGGCAGCCGCUACACCCCGCAGCAGUACGCCGACGUGCUCAUCGCGCAGUACUCCCGGCUCCUGCGGGUGAUGUACAACUACGGGGCGAGGAAGGUGGCGCUGAUCGGCGUGGGGCAGGUGGGGUGCAGCCCCAACGAGCUGGCGGCGCAGAGCGCCAACGGCGUGACGUGCGUCGAGCGCAUCAACAGCGCCGUACGGAUCUUCAACCAGAGGCUCGUCGGCCUGGUCGACCAGUUCAACUCGCUGCCCGGCGCGCACUUCACCUACAUCAACAUCUACGGCAUCUUCGACGACAUCCUCAAGACCCCUGGAGCCCACGGUUUGAAGGUGACGAACAAAGGAUGCUGCGGGGUGGGGAGGAACAACGGGCAGGUGACGUGCCUGCCGUUCCAGACGCCGUGCGCCAACCGGCACGAGUACCUCUUCUGGGACGCCUUCCACCCGACGGAGGCGGCCAACAUCCUUGUCGGCCAGAGGACGUACAUCGCCAAGCUGUCGUCCGACGUCCACCCGGUGGACAUCCGGACUCUCGCGCGGCUCUAGUUACACGGAUCGUGCCGGAGCAACUGAGCAAGCGGCCAUGAGCUAGCUUAUACGCUUCGGUUCUUUUUUGUGAAUUGCGAUAGAUCCGACAUUGUGUGGGCGUGGUGUCAGCAACAUAAGCAUUACGAACCUUGGGCGUAUAAUAACAUACUAGUGGCUUGCGCGUGCCCUGCGUGCGGUGAAAA
Molecule: messenger RNA, 1329 nt
Organism: Phragmites australis (common reed)
Lineage: Eukaryota; Viridiplantae; Streptophyta; Magnoliopsida; Poales; Poaceae
Product: GDSL esterase/lipase At5g45670-like
Exons: 4
Coding region: 29-1144 (371 amino acids)
Molecular function (GO): hydrolase activity, acting on ester bonds
Source: RefSeq, a predicted model, not a curated record